Vitis vinifera (wine grape) is the source of this 2229-nucleotide messenger RNA. RefSeq lists its product as uncharacterized. The record is from RefSeq and is a predicted model, not a curated record. NCBI's taxonomy places the organism in Eukaryota, Viridiplantae, Streptophyta, Magnoliopsida, Vitales, Vitaceae. The transcript has 3 exons. Bases 1 to 2229 code for a protein of 742 amino acids.
AUGGCAUUAGACAUUAAGAUUUCACAGCUGGGGACAGUGAUAUUAGAGGAAACUGCAGUAGGUCAUUCUAAUACAGAUGCAGGGAGCAGCAUUACCCCCAAGUCAGCCAUGCUGCAUGAGGCUUACUACAUUUUUGACACUUUCAGGCACUUCUUUGCAGAUCUGGUUCAUUCUUGUUCCAGAAUACAUCUUGGUAUUGGCUGCAUGAUCAUCAUGAAUAGGAGGACUGUACAAGAAAUUUUGCCUGUAAUUGUGGUUAGAUUUCUUAAUGAGUGGCUACUCCGUGGAUUGGUUUUAGUCAGCCUCCUCUUACAAAUUGAGCUCGUCCUCCUGGGCAACAGGAGAAAAUAUACACCCGGAAAGUUGCUUAGAUUCACCAUUUGGCUAGCUUACACAACCAAAGAUUUGGUGUUUGAUAUUUUUAUUGGCGUACUCUUCAAGUGCCUGGGAGCUGGAAACGAUUACUCAUCACAACAAAACGAUAUGAUAAGGGCAUUUUGGCUACCAUUUCUGCUACACCACCUUGGAGGCCCGGACACCAUCACAGCCUAUUCUUUGGCAGAUGAUGAAUUAUGGAUAAGACCCUUCAUUCAUCUACUCUUGAUGUUUCUGUGGGCAUUGAGCAUCUUUUUAAGGUCCUGGAAGCGCACACUACUCAAUAUUCUAACCUAUUCAAUGUUUGUGACAGGACUGAUCAAGUUUGGGGAGAAAACUUUGUUUCUAAAGUCCGGAAGCAUGGAUCAUUUUAGAGAUUCCAUUAUCCGUCAUCCAGGCCCAGAGGUCAUUGACGACUAUAUACCUUCGCCAGACCCCAGUAACCAAAGUAUCCCAGAUGCAGUCCCUUUGCAAAAGGCUAACAAAUUCUUCCCCAAGUUCAAGCGUUUAUUUACAGAUCUCGUCCUUGAGCCGACAGCCCUUGAACAAAGCAAGUCCUACUUCAAGAAUAUAUCUUGGACAGAAGCUUUCCAAGUGAUUGAGAUUGAGCUUGGAUUCAUGUAUGACAUCUUCUAUACCAAGCCAAUGAAGGCUUAUGAUAAAUUCGAUCUCCUACUCCGUUUCAUCUGUCUAUUUCCAACAAUCUCAACAUGUUGUGCCAGCGGAAGCUUUGAUGCCAACGAUGAAUUUGGGACAAUUCCCAACACAACAUUCAUCGGCUUCUUGAUAAUUGACAAGCAUGAGUACUCAACUACUGACGUGAUUAUAACAUGGUUGUUGCUGGCUGGAGCAAUUGUUCUGGAGAUCUAUUCUAUUAUUCUACUGUGUUCCUCUGACUGGACCACGAUUUGGUUGAACAAACAAGAAAGAACACGAGUGACUCUUAUCUGUGAAGCCAUAUCUAGUUGCCGACUACCUUAUCUCUUCCCUGCAAACAAGAGAUGGUCUGAUUCCAUGGCACGGUACAAUCUAAUAAGUUACAGCUUCAAAAAAUUGCCUAUCAAGUUCAGUGAGGUUAGGAAGUUCUUUCGCAUUUCUCAGAUGUUGAAGUGUUCUUCUAAGAAUUCAGAUGUCCCCAAAUAUUUGAAAAAAAUGAUCUUUGAACAGCUUCAGAAGAAAUCAAAGCAUACCCCAGGCAUUAAGGAAGCCAAGGAAUUAUGUGCUGACAGAGGAAAACGGACACUAGAAGAGAUGAAAUGUUUCUCUACCUUACAUUGGAGCAUUGAGGGAGAAUUCGAUGAGUGCAUUCUAGUCUGGCACCUAGCAACUGAUCUCUGCUACGAUACUGAUCUAAACAAAAAAUCAAGCCCUGCCAAGAACUCAAACCGUGAAGCAAGCAAGCUGCUAUCAGAUUAUAUGGUGUAUCUUCUGCUCAAGCGCCCCCUUAUGCUUCCUCCUGGAAUUGGACAAAUCCGAUUUAGAGACAGCUGUGCUAAGGCCACAAAGAUUUUUCAGACUGUAAAAGAUAGAAAUAUCCAAUCUUGUAAAAGGUUUCUUCUUCAAGUGAACACUGAAAUUCCACCAUUGAAAGCGAAAGGAGAUGGAAGCAAGUCAGUGUUACUCGAUGCCUGUAGGCUGGCCAAGUCUUUGCAAUCUCUGGAGUCAGAAAAAUGGAACAAUGAAAAGAAAUGGGAGAUGAUGAGUCAUGUGUGGGUAGAGAUGCUAUGUUAUGCUGCAUGUCACUGUCCACGGAAUGAACAUGCCAAGGAGCUAACGCAAGGUGGAGAGCUGCUCACUCAUGUCUGGCUUCUCAUGGCUCAUUUUGGUAUUACUGAACAUGUAUGCCAGGAUUAG